AUGAGUGGUAAAUUUGUUAGAGCCUCAAAGUAUCGUCAUGUCUAUGGACAACCAUCAAAAAAAGAAUUAUGUUAUGAAAAUUUAAAGAUAACUAAGAAUGCAUGGGAUUCAAAUAUUAUUCAAACCAAUGGUAAAUAUAUUUCAGUUAAUUGGGAUGCUUCAGGAGGUGGUGCAUUUGCUAUAAUUCCAAUAAAUGAAGUUGGUAAAGCUCCAGAUACUGUUUCAUUAUUUAGAGGUCAUAAAGGUCCUGUUUUAGAUACUGCUUUUAAUCCUUUUAAUGAACAAGAAGUUGCAAGUUGUUCCGACGAUGGAAAAAUAUUAAUUUGGACUAUACCUGAUGAUUAUUCAUUUCAUAAGUAUUUAGAUGAAGAGGAGGAAGUUAAAGACAUUAUUGAACCAACCAAAAUUCUUGAAGGACAUUCUAAAAAAGUUGGAUUGAUUAAUUAUCAUCCAUGUGCUGAAAAUGUAUUGGCUUCAAGUUCAUUAGACUAUACUGUUAAAAUUUGGAAUACUAAAACUGGUAAAGACGAAAUUUCUUUAAAACAUAAAGAUCUAGUUACUUCAUUUGCAUUUAAUUAUAAUGGUUCAUUAUUAGCAACGACUUCAAGAGAUAAAAAAUUAAGAGUUUGGGAUGUAAGAAAAGGUGAAAUUAUUUCAGAAGGUGCUGGUCAUAGUGGAGCAAAACCAUCAAGAGUUUGUUGGUUAGGAAAUACUGAUAGAAUUGUAACAACUGGGUUCUCAAGAUUAUCUGAUCGUCAAGUUGGUAUAUGGGAUAUAAAUAAUGUGGAAAAGGGUCCAAUUGAUGGAUUUUUGGUGGUGGAUGCAUCAUCAGGUGUGUUAAUUCCAUAUUUUGAUGAGGAUACCUCAAUAUUAUAUAUUGCAGGAAAAGGUGAUGGUAAUAUUCGUUAUUAUGAAUAUGAAAAUGACUUGUUAUAUGAAUUAUCACAAUAUGCAUCGACAGAUCCACAAAGAGGAUUUGCAGUAACCCCAAAAAAUAAAGUCAAUGUAAAAGAAAACGAAGUAGUCAAGAGUUUCAAAACAGUGUUAGAUAAUUCAAUCGAACCAAUUAGUUUUUAUGUACCAAGAAGGUCAGAGUUAUUUCAAGCUGAUAUAUAUCCAGAUUGUCCAUCAAGUGAACCAGCAAUUAGUGCAGAAGAUUGGUUUGGAGGUAAAGAAGUUAAUGGGCCAAUUUUAAUGACAAUGGAAUCAAUAUUUGAAGGUAAGAAACCCGAAUUUAAAGAUAGUAAACCAGCUACAAAAGUAUCAGAAGCUAAAGAACAAAGUGAUAAGCAAAAGGCUGAAGCAAGACAAAAGGAAAAAGAAGAGAAGGAAAAACAGAAAUCUACAAUUAAAGUUGAACCUAAAAAUAUUGAUACUCAAAAGGAUGAACCAAAAAAUGUUGAUGAUGUAUUAAAAUCAUCAAGUGAAAUUGGAAAUUUAAUAAAUAAAGUAGUUGAUCAAUCAGAUGACGAAGAUCCAGAGCUUGAUUUAGAUGACAAGGAAGAUGAUUGGGAAGAAGUUAAAAAAUCUGAUGUUAAAUCUCUUUCAUCCUCAGAAAGUAAGAAAGAAGAUCCGAAACAAGAAGAAACAAGGGAGGAAGAACCAGAGAAAGUAGAAUCUAAGAAGGAAGAACCGAGGAAAGCGGAAAGUAAGAAAGAGGAACCAGUAAAAGAAACCAAGAAAGAGGAACCUGUCAAAGAAACCAAGAACAAAGAAUCUGAAAAAGAAACUAAAAUUGAAGAGCCAGUACAGGUAGAACAAAUAAGUAAAGAAGCAGUCAAACCAGUAGAGACAAUUAAAGCAACAGAAGUUUCAACUUCAAAGAAAGAAGAAUCACCAUCAUCAUCAACCACCACCACCACAACAGCGAAACCAACUUUAGGUUCAGCGAUUGAAAAAUUAUCAAAUUUAGUAAUUAAAUUAGAAUCACAAGUUGAAAAAUUAACAGAACUGGGAUUAGAAAAAGAUGAAAGAUUGAAAUCUUUAGAAGAUAAAAUUGAACAAUUACUUAGAAAAUAA
Molecule: messenger RNA, 2019 nt
Organism: Lodderomyces jiufengensis
Lineage: Eukaryota; Fungi; Ascomycota; Pichiomycetes; Serinales; Debaryomycetaceae
Gene: CRN1
Product: Crn1p
Exons: 2
Coding region: 1-2019 (672 amino acids)
Biological process (GO): actin filament organization
Molecular function (GO): actin filament binding
Source: RefSeq, a predicted model, not a curated record